UAGAUGCAGCCCAUCAAGGACACAUCGGCUGCGGGGCAACAAAAAGAAUUUUACGCGAAUAUUUUUGGUGGCCCAACAUGAGUAAGGAUGCAGAGGAAUUCAUCGAGAAAUGUGGAACCUGUUUGCUAAUCUCAAGAAAAAAACCGCCAAUUCCCUUGUCCAGCCGUGAGAUGCCUCACGGUCCGUGGGAGAUCUUGCAGGUCGACUUUUUAACUCUCCAGGGAUAUGGUACAGGUCAUUUUCUUGUUGUCGUGGAUACCUAUUCGAGGUAUCUUCAUGUCGUGGAGAUGAAGCAUACUGAUGCAAGAAAUACGAACGCAGCACUUUGUAAAAUUUUUUGUACGUGGGGAUUGCCUUUGAUUAUUCAAAGCGACAAUGGACCCCCUUUCCAAGGCAAUGAGUUUAUCGAGUACUGGGAAUCAAAAGGAGUUAGGGUACGGAAAUCCAUUCCACUAAGUCCCCAAAGUAACGGAUCCGUCGAACGCCAAAACCAGGGUAUCAUCAAGGCCAUGGCAGGAGCAAAGGAGGAUGGCAAGAACUGGAGGGACGCAUUAGAGUGUUACACACAAACACACAACACACUCAAACAGCAUUCGCGGCUAUGUAUCACCCCUUUUGAAUUGAUGGUUGGGUGGAAAUACAGGGGAACCUUUCCAUGCCUCUGGGAUUCAGAAAAAGCAGUGAAAAUUGAUAGGGAAGAUGUUAGAGAGAACGACGCAUUUGCGAAGCUCAACAGCAAGAAAUACGCAGAUCAGCAUAGAGGGGCAAGAGAAUCAGAUAUCGCCGUGGGAGAUAAAGUAGUAGUCGCAACUUUUCAACGGAACAAAACAGACCCAACUUUCUCCAAGGAAAGAUAUACUGUUUUGACGAGAGAAGGAGCCAAGGUUGUUAUACGCAGCGAGAGUGGUGUACAAUUAGCAAGGAACGUGCAAGACGUUAAGCGUGACACAAGAGCUUCGGAAGGUAGACAAGAAUCUGGUGAGGAUGAUGUAGUCAAAAACUCCGAAAACUUGGAAGAUGCGGAAGUGGAUAAUUCUGAUCCCAUUCGAGCGGAGACGUUACAAAGCACCGGCGAUGGAACCGAUAGGAACGUUGAAGCAUAUUCCAAUUGCGAUACUAAUCAAAGACCGAAGAGAAUGUCUCGUAAACCGAACAAAUUCAAUGACAUGAUUUUAUAUCAAAUUUUUUUCAUAAACAGUAGGAGCGGAGGAGAAUGUAGGGAAGGUUAGGGAUUGGAAUAAAAACUAUAUAAAAAAAAUAUAUAUAACAUUAGUAACUUUCGUAAAACAAAGAAGAAAAGGGUAUGAAUAAAUUAAAUUAAAUAGAUGCUAGUUAAUGAAUAGCAGAUAACUAAUAUUAUAUAAAAAGAAAGCAUUCAUGAACGAAUAUGACGAAUUGAUCGCAGUGGACAUGGCAAAUAUAAACGGGCAUGCUAAUUGAAAUGGGUGGAUUGCAGUAGGCGUGGAAUAGUUGAAAAUGUUUGAAUAAAUGGGUAUGAAAAAAAGGAACUCGAAUCGCAGCAGGCGUAGGAUAUUUUUGAAAAACGGGAUUUGAAUAGGAAUGCUCAUGGGUAAAAAAAAUUGAAUGAUCGCAGCAGGCGUGGUGAAUCGAAUCAGUUUGUUGGAAAAUUUCAAGUGGAAUAAACGUGUUUUACAGUAGUGCAAAAAAA
This is a messenger RNA of Armigeres subalbatus, 1669 nucleotides long. RefSeq lists its product as uncharacterized. NCBI's taxonomy places the organism in Eukaryota, Metazoa, Arthropoda, Insecta, Diptera, Culicidae. Gene Ontology annotation, molecular function: nucleic acid binding. Bases 78 to 1229 code for a protein of 383 amino acids. The transcript has 2 exons. Gene Ontology annotation, biological process: DNA integration. The record is from RefSeq and is a predicted model, not a curated record.